Diaporthe amygdali is the source of this 1572-nucleotide messenger RNA. RefSeq lists its product as uncharacterized. The transcript has 5 exons. NCBI's taxonomy places the organism in Eukaryota, Fungi, Ascomycota, Sordariomycetes, Diaporthales, Diaporthaceae. Gene Ontology annotation, molecular function: heme binding; iron ion binding; monooxygenase activity. The coding region runs from base 1 to 1572 and encodes 523 amino acids. The record is from RefSeq and is a predicted model, not a curated record.
AUGUCCGUCUAUCACAAUGACAUCGCUAGGGGGCUCAGCCCCAGUGUCAUGAAUUAUAGGGACACUCAACAGAACCUGAUGCCUCUAUUUGCAUCUAUUCUUGUUGCGUCCAUUGCAGCCUUCUUUUACUCGUCCACGAAUCUUAGGAUUCCUGGCCCUUACACCGCCAAGGUCACCAGACUCUGGUAUCUAUGGCAGAUGCAUAGAGGUGAUUUCCACUGGACCAAUAUCAACCUUCAUCGCAAGGUUGUUCAGGUAAUGCCGGGGUAUUUCAGCAUCGACGAUCCCAGUUUCCACAAAACCGUAUCCGGGCCAUCUUGGCUGAAAGGAGAAUGGUACGCCGCAUGGCAUAUUGGGCCGACGCCCGAGCACAACAACCUGUUCAGCGAGAGGGACCCCGCGCGCCAUCGUGCGAUGAAGCGCAAAGUAGCACCGAUAUAUUCCAUGAGCUCUAUGGUAUCUUAUGAGCCAUAUGUGCAAGACUGUAUCAAGCUGCUGGCUAAACGCCUAGACGAGUUCAGUGAGGCGGAAAGAACAAUCAAUGUUGGGGAGUGGAUGCAGUAUUUCGCUUUCGAUGCGAUCACGGCGAUUACAUUUGGUGAACUACUUGGAUUCCUCGAAACCGGUGGCGAUGUCAAAGGCUUGAUUGACUUUCUAGACUCGGACGAAAUUUUACGAACCAGGCUAGCAAUCUACCCAUGGCUCACACCGAUAUUUGAGAAGUUCAUACCGAUAUAUGAGAAGUUCAUGAGCUCUGUCCACGGAACCAGUGGCUUAGCCUUUCAGCAGUUUGCUGACGGGAAAAUUGAGUCUGACCGCCAGGCACAGCUGGGCGGCAAAGAAAUUGGCAGCGGGCCGGUAUAUAUGGUACGACGCUUUUUGGAGAAACAGCAGGGGGAUCCUGAUAAAGGAAUGACGGACUGGGAUGUCGCCGCAAAUGCCGGCUCUAAUGUCGGCGCCGGCAGCGAUACAACGGCUCUCGCAUUGACGACGAUCUUGUAUUACAUGUAUCGCGAUCCCGCGAUCCUGACAUCCGUUCGAGAAGAGGUGGGGAACGCCAAUUUGCCAGAGAUCCCGAGUCUCCAGGACGUUCAGAAGCUGCCAUACCUGCAGGCUCUCAUUAAAGAAGCAAUGAGGAAGCAACCGGGCCUCGGCCUUCCGUACUGGCGGAAAGUGCCAAAAGGUGGCGUUGUGGUGGACGGACAUUUCAUUCCUGAAGGGUCAAAUGUUGGCGUCAGCAGCUGGGUGUCUCAUUACAAUCGAUCUGUAUGGGGUCCAGAUGCCGACAAGUUCCGCCCUGGGCGUUGGCUGGAGGCUGCAGCUGAGAAAGGAGACCAUGCAUCCGCCAUGGACCAGAGUUUCAUGCCAUUCGGUUUGGGCUCGCGAACAUGCAUAGGCAAGAAUGCCUCAUUAUUAGAGAUCUAUAAAUUGGUGCCUUUCAUCGCCAGAAACUACGACCUUGCCUUUCUGGACGAAAGGGGGAAUCCAGAGUCUCGGGAGCACCUGGAUCUUGAGAACAAGUGGUUUAUCAAGGUACCGCACCUUUAUGCGAAGGUCACCAGAAGACCAUAA